AUGGCGGACUUGGUGGUUGGGCUGGCCAAGUCUGUGGUGGAGGGGGCGUUGACCAAGGCUCAGGCGGCCAUUGAGGAGGAGGCGAAACUCCGGCAGAGCGCUCAACGUGACCUGGCGUUCAUCACCGACGAGUUUGAAAUGAUGCACUCUUUCCUCAAGGUGGCUAACCCAGAGCGCGUCGAGAACAAAGUCGUGAUGACCUGGGUGCGGCAGGUCCGCGAGCUGGCCUAUGAUGUUGAAGACUGCAUCGAGUUCGUCAUCCACCUCAACACCAAGACCAUGUGGUGGUGGCGCCUGGUCCCGCUAUGGUGCAUGGCACCGCCCAUGCGGGCGCUGGCACUGGAUGAGGCCGUCGGUCAGAUCGAGCAUCUCAAGGCCAGGGUGGAGGACGUGAGCAGGAGGAACGUGCGCUACAACCUCAUCAGCGACACCGGCUCCAAGCCUGUCGUCGUGCAGCAGCAGGAGUCGCUUCUUGGCGCUGCCGUCGCCGCAACCAAAGUCAACAUGCUCGCUGAGGCAAGGGGCGCCACCAAGAGGAAGCAACGCUUCGGGGAUCUUACCGGAUUGAUCACACGGAACGACAAUGAGCACAGUAAUGACCUUCAAGUGAUCUCGGUGUGGGGGUCAGGCAGCGAUCAUGGGACCACAGCCAUCAUCAGGAAGACCUACUAUCACCAGGGACUGAGCAACAACUUCACCUACCGCGCCUGGGUGAAGCUAAUGCAUCCUUUCAGUCCCCAGGAGUUCGUCAAGGGCUUGAUGUCUCAGUUUUAUGCAAACUCUUGCGAAGAAGAAUACACAAACAUUGGUAUGCAUGUCCUAGCAAGGAUGGAGGUAACUCAGGAAGCACUCUUCUUGGAGUUCAAGCGGCUAGUCGCAGGGAGAUACCUCAUCGUCUUGGAAGGCCUGUCAAAUAUGGUAGAUUGGGAUGUUAUUAGGACGUUCCUUCCUGACAUGAAGAAUGGCAGCUGGAUCAUCGUGUCAACGCAGCAAUCCGAAAUAGCAACCUUGUGCAUCGGGCACUCAUACAAGAUGUUGGAGCUGAGAAAGUUCUCGGACGAGCACUCUGUUUGUGCCCUCUUCAAGGCUUCUCAAGGCGAUGGGGAUAAAAACAAUAAAUCAUUGGGUACUCAUGGGGAUAAAAGAAAGGGCAAAGAACCAAAGGUGGAUGAAGACGAAGAAGAGACCCAAACUAGAGAUGAGAAAAUCAAGUUACUCAAAGAGGAAGCAAUUGAGUGGAAGAAGAAGAAUGAUCCCCUUGUGGGACGUGAGUCGACCGUAAUUGAACUGGCGCAAUAUCCAGCGAGGGCACGUGUCAACUCUCCCCCUGUUAUGGCUGUGUGGGGUAUAGCUGGCGUUGGCAAAACAGCCCUUGUCAAAAAAUUAUUCUAUGACACAGUGCUUUGGGGUCGCAACUAUGAGGAUUAUUAUUGGGUGGAUGUAUCCCAUCCAUUUAAUAUGAGGGACAUGUAUCUCACCUUACUUUCUGAUUUUCAUUCCGAUAAAGACCCAACUGAAGAGUGUCACCGUCUUCUGGAAGGGCAUUGCUUCGUUGUAAUCGAUGACCUCCGGUCAACGAAAGAAUGGGACUUGAUACAGCCUGCCUUGGUAUCUAAAGGUUCAAAAAGCAUUAUCAUUGUCAUUACAACUGAAGAAAGCAUCGCCAAACAUUGCACAAAUAAUGAAGGUCUCGUGUUUAAUGUCAAGGCUCUAGAAGCUGCUGCUGCCUCUAAUCUAUUCAUGAACAAGGUACUCAAGAACAAUUCAUCAUACAGUUUGAAUGUUCAAGAUAUGAAUGUACAGCAACUUGUUCGAAAGUGUGGAGGUAUACCCAAAGUAAUAGCUGCUAUAGCAGGAUCGUUUCUUGCGAUGAAGAAUGAGAAAAACAUGGGCACUGUGAGUACUUUGAAUAGCAGAUUUAUGCACCAUCUGGAGACUGGCCCGGAGUAUGAUAGUCUACAAGACCUUUUUGGUUGGAUGCACUCUUACUUCCGUACUUGUCCUGAUUCCCUCAAGCCAUGUAUCUUCUACCUGUCAAUUUUCCCCCGAGAUCAAAUUAUUCGGCGGAGGCGGCUGGUAAGGCGGUGGAUUGCGGAGGGCUACUCCAGGGACAACCACAAUGAAUCUGCGGAGGAAAACGGGGAGAAGCAUUUCUCUGAACUUCUUGAACUGAGCAUAAUUCAGCAACUAUCAUCACGGUCGCCGUCUUCAGUUAUCAGCACUGCCUUCAAUCUUGGCACAGUUAGUAUGGUUCUGUGCCAGGUGAAUGCUUUCAUUCGGGAGUACAUUGUGUCUCAGCGAAUGGAAGAGAACCUUGUGUUUGAACUGGGUGAACAAUGUGCCUUAACCACCCAACGCACAGGUCGUCACCUUGUCAUAUUGAAGAACUGGGAUAGAGAUAGAAUUGUCUUCAAGAGCAUCGACUUCUCGAGGCUACGGUCACUUACAGUGUUUGGGGAGUGGGAAUCAUUCUUUGUCUCCGGGAAUAUGAAGAUGCUCCGGGUACUUGAUCUUGAGGAUGCAGUUGGUCUAAAUGAUGCUGAUCUCGAGAAGAUUGUGGAGUGCCUACAUCGGCUAAAAUUCCUCUCUCUACGAGGACACAGUGAGAUCCACCAUCUACCAAAUUCUUUGGGUCAUAUGAGGCAGCUCCAGACUCUGGAUGUUAGGGGUACCUCCAUCGUCACCCUUCCUGAAAGCAUCAUCAAGUUACACAACUUGCAGUACAUACGUGCUGGAACCACUUCCGUCCCACAUCUUUCCUCCCGCUGGUGUUGUGGUCACCACCUAGUCGGUGUUCAGGUCCCUAGUAGGAUUGGUAAAUUGACGGCCUUGCACACACUUGGUGUUGUCAACAUUGGUGUUUCAGGCAUAAAGACCAUGGUGAAAGAACUCAAGAAGCUCACCCAGUUGCGGAAGAUUGGAGUUUCCGGUAUCAACAGGAAGAACAACAAAGUGUUUGAUAUAUCAGUUCAUACCCAUUUGGAAUCCUUGUCCCUGCAGCUUGACAAGGACAAUCAAGACGGGUUGGAUGAUAUCACCCUGCCUUGGAAGAACUUAUGGAGUCUUAAAAUGUAUGGGCUUCAAGAUAGGUUGCCAAAAUGGAAGGAGAAUUUCACCAAACUCAAUAAGUUAAACUUGGAGAUGGCCACUUUAGGUAAAAGUGACAUUGAGUUCCUUGCCAAGCUACCAGAACUAUGCAUCCUAUGUCUUUGUGUCAAGCAGCUUCUGGAUGGUAAGCUCCAUUUUUAUGCUGAGUUGUUUGAAGAAGAGCUGCCCACAUACAAAAAGGUCAAGAUCCUCGAGAUUGCUUGCAGCUCAAGCAAGUUGCAUGUAACCUUUGGAUCAAAGUCUAUGCAGAAUCUUGAGCUGCUGAAGGUUAACUGUUCCAGUGCACUAUAUCACCUUACUGGUCUGAAUGGUCUUCCUAAACUUAAGGAAGUCUUGCUUACGGGUACCACUGAUCAAACCAUCAAAACAGACUUUGAGAGGCAGCUUGUCAGCCAUCCAAAGAAACCGGCUGUGAAGCUUGAAGAACUAACACGUUUGUCCUGAAAAGCCAAUGUAUUUGUUUAAUUAGUUGCCU
Triticum dicoccoides is the source of this 3583-nucleotide messenger RNA. Its product is annotated as disease resistance protein PIK6-NP-like. The transcript has 4 exons. NCBI's taxonomy places the organism in Eukaryota, Viridiplantae, Streptophyta, Magnoliopsida, Poales, Poaceae. Gene Ontology annotation, molecular function: ADP binding. The record is from RefSeq and is a predicted model, not a curated record. Gene Ontology annotation, biological process: defense response to other organism. Bases 1 to 3552 code for a protein of 1183 amino acids.